Messenger RNA from Cicer arietinum (chickpea), 1416 nucleotides. RefSeq names its product myb family transcription factor PHL7. The record is from RefSeq and is a predicted model, not a curated record. Lineage: Eukaryota; Viridiplantae; Streptophyta; Magnoliopsida; Fabales; Fabaceae. Gene Ontology annotation, molecular function: DNA binding; DNA-binding transcription factor activity.
CCUUUUUCCAUUUGAUGAUAGCAACCCCCCCAAAAACGUUUAAUUUUAUUGGAUGGUAUCGCUGUUUGUGUAUAGAGAGAGAGAAAGAGAGAGAGAGAGAGAAGAAGAAGAAGAAGACGAAGCAGAAAAAGCACUACACAGCUCCGAAAUAGAAGGGAGCGAAAUUUUGUAUACGUUGGAUUUCGUAGAUCUCAUCUGGAUAAAUGACAAAUGUAUCAUCCAUCAAAUGAUCCUAAUUCGAGUUUAAUUGGAAGCAAUUCAUUAGUUCAUGGUCAACACAUAGAUUGUGGUAGGAGUGCAAUGGAUCCUGGUAAUGGAGGAAGCAAUCUCGCCAACAACUCGAAUCUCGCCUCAAAACAACGUUUACGGUGGACACAUGAGUUACAUGAACGCUUUGUUGAUGCCGUGGCUCAACUCGGUGGGCCUGAUCGUGCCACACCCAAAGGUGUCCUCAGAGUUAUGGGUGUACAAGGCUUAACCAUUUACCAUGUUAAAAGCCAUUUGCAGAAAUACCGACUAGCAAAAUACUUACCUGACUCCUCGUCCGAUGAAGGGAAAAAGGCCGACAAGAAAGAAGCGGGAGAUAUGCUUUCCAAUCUAGAUGGUUCAUCAGGAAUGCAGAUUACUGAAGCACUAAAGCUUCAAAUGGAAGUGCAGAAGCGACUACAUGAACAGUUGGAGGUGCAGAGACAGCUACAGUUAAGGAUAGAAGCUCAGGGUAAAUAUUUGAAAAAGAUAAUUGAAGAGCAACAGCGACUCAGCGGAGUUCUAUCGGAAGCACCUGGUUCGGGAAUUGCGGCCCCAACUCCAGGAGAUAUGUGCCAAGAACUUGACAAUAAGAGUGAUCCGGCUACUCCUGACCCGGAAAAAGCUGCUAAAGAGCACGCCCCAGCAAAAAGUCUUUCUGUUGAAUCUUUUUCAUCUCACCACGAACCGACGACACCAGAUUCCGGUUGCCAACUCGUUUCACCUGCUGACAGUCCUGAAGGAGAGAGAUCAUCUAAAAAGCAACGAGUAAGUGUCGAAGGAACGUAUUCUAAACAAGACAUGGUGCUUCCACAUCAGAUACUGGAAUCAAGCAUGUCAUCAUACCAGCAACAGACCACUAUUUUCCUUACGCAAGAUCACUUUGAUCCUUCUCUAGGUAUAUCGAGCGGAAGUGGCGAGGAAAUGGACAAGCUUGGUGGCAGGAAUAUGUGAUUUGGUGUAAUCUGCAAGAUGUGCACUAGGACUGAUUUUAUCAUCUUUAUAAUCUUAGUUUGUGUUAUAUGUAUUACUUGGUAGAUGGAGGAACUUGUUCUUCGUAGAUUUUCAAAGUUAGUUUUCAGUUGAAAUACUUGACAUAAUACACAGCCUUUAAUUACUUUUAGAGAACUGAUUUGAAUUGGGUUAAUAGAAAGCAUGUUGUCAAUGUCA